This is a messenger RNA of Pelmatolapia mariae (spotted tilapia), 4509 nucleotides long. RefSeq names its product nuclear transcription factor, X-box binding-like 1 (gene nfxl1). The coding region runs from base 84 to 2747 and encodes 887 amino acids. Gene Ontology annotation, molecular function: RNA polymerase II transcription regulatory region sequence-specific DNA binding; DNA-binding transcription factor activity, RNA polymerase II-specific; zinc ion binding. The transcript has 25 exons. The record is from RefSeq and is a predicted model, not a curated record. NCBI's taxonomy places the organism in Eukaryota, Metazoa, Chordata, Actinopteri, Cichliformes, Cichlidae. Gene Ontology annotation, biological process: regulation of DNA-templated transcription. Gene Ontology annotation, cellular component: nucleus.
GCAUGCACCGCGUUGCACUACGCAUGACAAUCAGGCACCUGGCUCCACUGUGCUGAGUGUUGAGAGGCAGAGAGGCAGUUGCCAUGGAGCCCGCCUGGCGACAGCAGGGCCGCGGGCGAGGCCGGAGUCAGGAGGCUCAGGUUGAAAGGUCACGACCCCUGCAGAAGGAGAGAGAGAGGCCAGGCACUGCUACGGGAAGAGGAGUCAGGACAAAGACGGGUUCUGCGCCUGAGCCUCCGCAUGGUUUGGCUGUCCAAUCCAAGUUUGAGGAGAUCAGGAAAUCCAACCAGGCUGCUGCUCAGCGAUUGGUCGAGAGCCACUUCAGCUCCUCCUCCUCUGAUGAAGACGACAACAGCAUCGAUGAUGGAGACCACAAGGAAGGAAAGAGAGGGAAGAUCCUGGCGUCCACCUUCACCACCUACACCAACCAGACAGGUGGGGAUGCCACUGGCCUGCAGAGGACCGGUCAGUAUGUCAGCGACCUGUUUCAGUCCGGAGCGCUCACCUGUCUGAUCUGCAUCGCCUCGGUGAAGAGGACACAGGCGGUGUGGAGCUGCUCCAGCUGUUUCUCCCUCUUCCACCUGCCCUGUAUCCAGAAGUGGGCCAAAGACUCGGUCUUCCUCGUCUCCUCAGUCACUGAUGAAGACUUUGGUCAGAAGCAGCACCCAUGGCCCUGUCCAAAGUGCCGUGCAGAGUAUCCACCCAGUGCCACCCCCAACAGGUACACGUGUUACUGUGGGAAGCUUCAGGAUCCUCCAGCUGAUCCGUGGCUGGUUCCUCACUCGUGCGGCUCCAUCUGUCAGAAGGAGCUCAAACCUGCCUGUGGACACUCCUGCCUGCUGCUCUGUCACCCCGGCCCCUGCCCGCCGUGUCCAAAGAUGGUGUCGGUGUCUUGUAUGUGUGGCAAAGCACAACCCCUCCCCCGUCGCUGUAGCAACAAGGCCUGGUCGUGUCAGCAGCCGUGUGGAAAGUUGUUGCUCUGCAAACAGCACACCUGUUCACAGCCGUGUCACACAGAGUGUGCGCCCUGUCCCAGAGUCAGCGUUCAGAAGUGUGUGUGCGGCAGAGAGAAGUCAGAGAGGCCCUGCGCCAGCCCCCGCUGGACCUGCCAGCAGGUGUGCGGUGCUCCCCUCUCCUGUGGGAACCACACUUGUGAGGAGGUGUGCUGUGAUGGCGACUGUCCUCCAUGUCCUCGCUCCAUCAGCAGGACGUGUCCAUGCGGAAAGACCAAGUCAUCUCUGCCGUGUACAGAGGAAGUGCAGCCAUGCGGCGACACGUGCGAUCGCCGUCUGGCGUGUUUGAAGCACACCUGUUCCAUGAGGUGUCACCGAGGGAGCUGCGAAACCUGCCGACAGGAGGUGGAGAAGGAGUGCAGGUGUGGCCGAUACAGGAAGCAGAUGCCGUGUCAUAAAGAAUACCUGUGCGACUCCAAGUGUCCCAAAACCAGGAACUGUCAGAGACACCAGUGCAGGAGGAAGUGUUGCCCCGGUAACUGCCCCCCCUGCGAUCAAAGCUGCGGCCGAACCCUGGGCUGUCGGAACCACAAGUGUCCCUCAGUCUGUCACCAAGGCAGCUGUUAUCCAUGUCCAGAGUCGGUGGAGGUCCGGUGUACGUGUGGCUCGACAGUCCUUGUCGUCCCUUGUGGCCGCGAGAGGACCACCAAACCACCUCGCUGCAAGGAGGCCUGCAGGUGUCCUCCGUCCUGCCACCACCCGACCCGAGAGGCUCACCGCUGCCACCCCGGCACCUGCCCCCCCUGCAAGCAGCCCUGCCUGCUGCCGCUGCCCGGCUGCAGCCACACCUGCCCGCAGCCCUGCCACGACGUGGUGCUGGUCAAGUCCCAGCAGGUUCACUUAGCCGGACCGUGGGAGCAGCCGUCUGAACCCGCGUUUGUCAAGAAGGCUCUGCCCUGCCCGCCAUGCCAAGUACCCAUACCGACGGCCUGUUUUGGAGAACACGAGGUCAGCCCGGUGCCGUGUCAUCGUCAGGGUCGUUUCUCCUGCAAGCGACCCUGCGGACGACCUCUGACCUGCGGCAACCACUCCUGCAGCAGAGAGUGUCAUCUGGUUAACAGCGGCAAUCCAUGUGAGGUGUGUGAGGAGGGCUGCUCUAAGCCUCGCCCAUCCGGCUGCCCUCACUCCUGCCCCCGCCCCUGUCACCCAGGUGCCUGCCCCCCCUGCAGCCAGAUGAUCCGCCAGCGGUGCCACUGCAAGAUCAGCCUGCUCUACGUGGAGUGCACGAAGCUGACCGCAGCCGAUGAGCAGACCAAGGAGGCCCUGAGCUCCUGCAACAACCAGUGUCCCAAAGAGCUGAGCUGUGGCCAUCGCUGUAAGCAGGUGUGCCAUCCAGGUGUGUGUGAGGAGACGUGUCAGCAGAAGGUGAAGCUCCGGUGUCCCUGCAAGAGAAUCAAGAAGGAGGUGCUGUGCUCGCUGUCGUCUCAGUUUGCUGUUGAGUGUGACGACAUCUGCAGAGAACAGCAGAAGAAAGUCAGCCAGCUGAAGGAGGCGGAGCAAAAAGCGGCUCAGGAGGAGGAGCAGAGAAAGCUUCAGGAGGAGCUGGAGGCGUUCGAGAAGCGGCAGCAGCGAGGAGGGCGGAGGAACAAGAAGCGGGGUAGAAGGGAGGAUGUGGACGACGAGCGCUCAAAGGCGGCAAGGUGGUGGAGGAGGUGUGCUGCCUUUGUCCUUGUCCCGCUGGGCGGCGCGCUGCUGUCUGCCGCCACCUACUACUACCUGCAGGAGUCGGCCUGAGCAGACGGCGGUGUGCGAGCUUCUGUUUCCUGCCGCCAUUCAGACGCUCGCUGCGACUCUUCCCUUGCGAACCUUGUGUUAACCAUAGCAGCAGUGGCUUUAGGUUAGGUUGGAUGGUUAGAACUUUCAACACAACGCUGCCUCAUGUUUCAGAACAAAAGGAAGUUUCUCCUUUUUCAUUCAGUGAAAGGUUUGAUUAUUGUUUUUUGGUCUAAACAGAUGAAAGCGGUGAAAAAAAUCGUUAAAGUAGCUGCUUUGUUAAGUUUGACCGUUUUAAAUUGUUGUGAAAGAUGAGCUACGUGUGGUCCUUUGUCACUCCGUUACAUAAAGUAAGACUUUGUGACUCUGGAAUAAUCUGAUGUGGCACAGUGACCAUGGUAACAGGCAUGACUGACUAAGUCUGAUCAAAACUUAUGGGAAAGUGAUUUUCCCCUCUGCUACCUACCAAAUAUCUCAAUUAUGUGAAAAAAGGUCAAAUUAUUUGGCCUGAUCCUGAUCCAGUGGUUCCCAAACUAAGCAGCACUGCAGUUUAACUAAUGUACCUUGAGGUUCCAGUGAGCCAGUCCCUUGUUAAUUUGUCCAACAUUACAGAAAUAAAUAUGUUUACAAUCUGAUAUAAAAAUAGUUUUGGGCUCUAUAGCUAAUUUCCCCCUUCAUAACACAUGUACAAAAAUGCUGUAACCAACAAGGUCAUUGAGAAUAUCAAAAACCUGAAAGGGGCGUCACUGUGUUUGUGGAGUUCCACAUGGCUCUAUCAUUGAUCCUCUACUUUUUAUUCUGAUUUAAAUUAUAUUCUUGUUUUUCAAAGUAUCCUGUCUUUACCCCUUCAUCACAACCGUAAGGUUGUUGGCUCUUACUAUGUGUCACCUGUUUAAAGGCUUAAAGUUUGCAUUAGUGGGGGCGCGGUCUCUGUGAAUGACAGAUGGCAAUAGCUGCCAGCUCAACUGGACCUCUAGGCUGUGUUUAUGCUGUUGGAGCCUUUGGAGACUGGGUCUGUUUAGUGGUGGUGGUUUAACUGGGCCAGAAAUAAAGAUUUGGGAACCACUGGGUUUGUCUACUUUCAUCAUCAGUUUCAUGCACACUGACAUGGAGCAUAGUGUUAGAUCAGGCAGGCCAUGAAGUCAGCUCAUGCCUUUCUACACAUCAAUGUAGGGCGAUAUUUAAACUGGUUUAGUCUGCAUACAUUAGCUUCUGUGUCUAGAAGCUGCUUUGUGCCCACCUGCAGACCAGCUCCUGCUGUCCUGCUGGGUGUCUUCACUGAUGUGUGUGCAUGCCUGCACAGAAAGCAUGCACACUUGAAACUGAGGUUGUAGUAGAGAGACUGAUGCUGCAACAACAACACAUCCUAAUGAUUCCUGUUUUCAUCCUGGUAAACCUCUAAUCGACCUUUAAUAUUCUCCAUAAUUGUUUUUUAAUGUGUUUCAAGUUCAAAUUGAAAAUAAGAGAUGAACAUUUUGACGCCGCAGCAACACUUAAGUUGUAGUUAUUGAUAUCUUUGGUUCCCUUUAAAUGCUUUUCCUCAUUAAUGUAACUUCAUUAUUCUCCCUAAUGUGUAAUCUUUAUGUUUGUGUAAGUUUAAAUUACAAAAUGAACAACAGGAAGUUUCUGACUGGAAAAAUCUGAAAUAAAUCUCCUAGAGUCAUUUUUGUGAGGAAUCCAUCAGAUACUGGAACUCAACUGUCUAAUAUUUAUCCUGAAAUGUUUAAAUUGUUUUGAUUUUGAUUUAAAGUUUCUUUUCUUUCAUAUUUUUCAUUCUUUUUUC